Rhopilema esculentum is the source of this 2470-nucleotide messenger RNA. RefSeq lists its product as uncharacterized. Gene Ontology annotation, cellular component: nucleus. Gene Ontology annotation, molecular function: nucleic acid binding; 3'-5' exonuclease activity. The record is from RefSeq and is a predicted model, not a curated record. Gene Ontology annotation, biological process: rRNA processing. Lineage: Eukaryota; Metazoa; Cnidaria; Scyphozoa; Rhizostomeae; Rhizostomatidae.
CAGGAGAGUAGCCUCGUUUCAAGAAGUGGCCUAGAUGGCCAUGGGAAAGCAUGGACCGUGUGAGAAAGUCGAAACAUACACACAACAGCACCGAUAACACCGAAAUUAUCUCCGAUGGAGCAGGAUAAGAAAAAUAGAAAUUCAAGUAAAAAAUUUAAGAGAAAAUCUCAGCCAAAAGAUACCUCAAAAAUGAAGAAUAACACGCAGCCUUCGGACAGGACUGAGGUUUAUCCUCCAUACAAGAAGUUUAAAAAAAAGUCUAAAAUGAAGAGAAAAAAGACAGUAGAAAGUAUGAACAACGAACCAGAUACAAAAAAGCAGCCAGUGAAGGUGUUGUCUUCGAACUGGCAGGCAUUCUUGCAAGAGGUUAAUGCUGAAAAACAAAAAUCAAGUAAUCAACAGCAUGGUCCCAAAACUCCAAAAAGGAAAAGGCCAGUGAAUAGUUUGCUAGAAAAAAACAGUGAAAAAAGAGCAAAGUUGGAAAAGGCUGAAGAGAAAGAAAGUAAUACAAUAAAAAGGGAAGACAUCUGGUUUGAUGAUGUUGACAUUGAUGAUAUUGAAACUGCAACUGGAAAAAAAUUUGUGUCUGAUGAUAAAAAGUCAGAAUCGAUUACAGCAGAGACAACUAUGCAGACAAAUGGUUUCACAUCAAGCAUAACAAAACGACUUGCUAUUGAUUGUGAAAUGGUUGGUGUUGGAAUCGAAGGUAAAGACAAUAUGCUUGGCAGAGUCUCAAUUGUCAAUUCCUUUGGCGAAACUGUUUAUGACACUUUUGUUGCACCAAUGCAAAAAGUUGCUGACUACAGAACGGAGUUUAGUGGCAUAAGACCAGAGGAUCUAGUCAAUGCACCGCCAUUCACCGAGGUCCAAAAACAGGUUGCUGAUUUAACUAACUGUAAAAUCCUUGUUGGUCAUGCUGUCCAUAAUGAUUUGAAGGUAUUAAUGCUAAGUCAUCCCAGAAAAGAUAUUCGAGAUACAUCGUCGUAUAAACCAUUCAAGAAACUAUUGAAGACUCGAUAUCCUUCUCUCAAAAAACUGUCAAAGGAGAUUUUGAAUGUAGAUAUUCAGUCUGGAGAGCAUUCAUCUGUGGAAGAUGCUCGCAUGACGAUGAAGAUUUACCAACUUCAUAAAAGGCAGUGGGAGAGAAGCAUUAAAGACAAAGGAUAUAAAACAACUAUUGAUAAAACGCCUCUGAUUUUCACAAAUAAGGAAUCAAAAGAGGACAGGAGAAAACGUUUAAGAAGUAUACGUGAUCGAAAAAAAAACAAAACAAAGAAACCUUAGUUUAAUGAAAAUCUUGAAAAUGGGCUGGGAUCCUAAAAAGGGGAGAGUUUUAAACGUUGUUGUCAGUUUGACACAGGUGGAGACAACGGAAAGUAUGUUCUAGUGAGCGCUAUAAUCCACACUGUUUCAAGAGAUCGUUCUUAAUUUAGUACAAGUUUUAGGGCAAGUUACAGAAGUCUACGUUUUUCGUUUAUGUGGUGUGAAAUGUUGGAGACUGGAUUGUUUCAUGACAAGGCUAGCAAAGCAAACUCUUUUUCAUGAGAAUGGAAGAGUACCUAUCGCACUGCUUUAGGAAAAUGUACAAUAUGUCACUAAGGACAGAAUGAUAAGAGGUUAUUGGGAAAUGUGAGGUUCUGAAUACAAUAACAAGAUUUUAGGAUCUAUAGUAGGUUUUAUCUUAAGUUGGUGUAUGCAAGCUGUUGGUAUUCAUUGCUGUUUAUUGAUAAAUGGUGUAUUGCUAGAAGAUAGACCAGCCACCAAUAAACGUCCAUGGCUGCUUAUCUGAAAUAUUGUUAUAAAUGUUGAAUUCUUGUAUGGUGUAUCCCAGUCUGUGAUAUUGUUAAAUCGUAGACUUCCUGGUCUAGAUUGGCUUUUGCAGCUUUGCAUAUAUUAGCAUACACAAUGUGCAUAAUCAUUUAUUUUGGCGCCUCUUCAUACAGAGAGGCUCAGUAACAUAAAUAUAUGCGUCAAAGGUAUUUGAAAAAUUUCAGGCCAAUAUUUCUACAAUACAUUCAUUUGUGUAAGAAUCUGUUCAUACCUUAGAAUAACAACCUUUCGGUCCUAGCUCAAAAUAUAGGAAAUUUUUCUGUUUCAAAUUUUCUAGAGGGAAUGGCGAUUGAAUCAAAAUAUCAGAAAACAACUAAUUCGUAAAGAAUUAAUGUGUAAACAGCAUCUCAUCCUCCUACCCUACACGUACCCUACCAUAAAAAUUUUAAAGUGACUGCAUUAAAGUUGAUUUUUAUUCUUGGUUUCUGAUAACCCCAAAAUUCAAGAAACUUUUGGGAAACAUUCAAUGAUAUCUAAAUUUUUUAUAACAAUGAAUGUAAUGAACUAAAUCAGAACUUCUGUAAAUCAGGCCUCAAGAAAUGUUUUUUAUAUAAAAUUAAGUUUCUAAUUCCUGUAAAUCAAAGUCAAUUUUGGUUCGUCUUUAUUUGCUUAGUUGUGUCGAUUGUGACGGUAUUGUUUC